GCGGCUUUUACUGGCAGGGGUCUCGCAGGGCCAGCGAGUUCCCAUGUGCAGCUUCACGAGGAGGAGAAGGGGGCGGGAUUCAGUGGAAAUUUCCACUCUCUGCAGUAGCAUUUGCGGCGACGGAUAAAAGAGGAGGGGAAAGCAAACGGCAGAAAAGGCGGGACAGGCAUCACUACGGGGAAGGGUUGGUACAGUAGGCCUCACUAAACUUAGCUGCAACUAAGAAUUUCUCCUACAUCAACAAAGUUAAUGAUGAUGCUCUUGUGGAUUGGAGAAUAAAAGUGCACACUAAGUAUUUAAGAAGCGGAAAAAAACACAUUUUAUCUUCUCAGAUUUAUACUGCAUCCACUGCUAUCAAGACAGCAAACCAAAGGACAGAUUUUUGAUCCACAGUGUUUGUAAAACUAAACUGAUUUAUCUUACUAAGGCUCGGGGUUUGUGACCUGGACAUCAGCAUUUGGAAGUUACUUGUUUUACAAAAAUGAGGGCGGCUUUGCAACCAGCAGACAUUGCCAUUGUGGCGCUCUAUUUUGUGCUUGUUUUGUGCAUAGGCUUUUUUGCCAUGUGGAAAUCCAAUCGAAGCACUGUAAGUGGGUACUUCCUUGCAGGGCGAUCUAUGACAUGGGUUGCAAUUGGUGCUUCUUUGUUUGUAAGCAACAUCGGAAGUGAACACUUCAUUGGGCUUGCAGGAUCUGGAGCAGCAAGCGGAUUUGCCGUGGGGGCAUGGGAAUUCAAUGCCUUAAUGCUUUUGCAACUCUUGGGAUGGAUCUUUGUUCCGGUCUACAUACAAUCUGGAAUAUACACCAUGCCUGGGUAUUUAUCCAAACGCUUUGGAGGGCACAGAAUUCAAGUAUAUUUUGCUGUUUUGUCUCUAAUUCUCUAUAUCUUCACCAAACUCUCAGUAGAUUUGUAUUCAGGAGCACUGUUCAUUCAGGAGUCAAUGGGCUGGAAUAUUUAUUUAUCAGUGAUACUUUUGAUUGGAAUGACUGCAUUGCUGACAGUGACUGGAGGUCUUGUGGCAGUUAUCUACACAGACACAGUUCAAGCUUUGCUUAUGAUUAUUGGUGCCUUCACACUUAUGAUCAUAAGUAUUAAAGAAGUGGGUGGGUUUGAAGAGCUUAAACGAAGAUACAUGUUGGCCAAACCAAAUGUUACAUCGAUUUUAUUGACAUAUAAUCUUUCCAGUACUAAUUAUUGCCAUGUUGACCCAAAACCUGAUGCACUGAAAAUGUUACGUGAACCAACUGAUGAAGAUAUUCCUUGGCCUGGUUUCAUUUUGGGACAGACUCCAGCUUCUGUAUGGUACUGGUGUGCAGACCAAGUAAUUGUCCAGAGGGUGUUAGCAGCAAAAAAUAUUGCUCAUGCCAAAGGAUCCACUCUGAUGGCAGGUUUUUUAAAACUCUUACCUAUGUUCCUUAUAGUUGUUCCAGGUAUGAUAUCACGGAUAUUGUUUGCAGAUGAUAUUGCAUGCAUCAAUCCAGAACAUUGUAUGAAAGUUUGUGGAAGCAGAGCUGGAUGCUCUAACAUUGCCUAUCCGCGUCUGGUAAUGAAUCUUGUUCCUGUUGGUCUACGGGGCCUUAUGAUGGCUGUAAUGAUUGCUGCACUAAUGAGUGAUUUGGAUUCUAUAUUUAACAGUGCCAGUACCAUCUUUACACUGGAUAUAUAUAAGCUCAUAAGGAAGAAUGCAUCAUCCAGAGAACUGAUGAUUGUUGGAAGAGUUUUUGUUGCUUUCAUGGUUGUAACAAGCAUUGCUUGGGUCCCAAUAAUAGUGGAAAUGCAAGGAGGUCAAAUGUAUCUAUAUAUACAAGAGGUAGCGGACUAUUUGACUCCUCCAGUGGCUGCUAUAUUUCUUUUAGGUGUAUUCUGGAAGCGUUGUAAUGAACAAGGGGCCUUCUUUGGUGGGAUGCUUGGAUUUGCUUUAGGGGCUGCACGGCUGAUUCUGGCAUUUAUCUAUCGUGUCCCUGAAUGUAACCAGCCAGACACUAGACCAUUCUUCAUCAAGAACAUCCAUUACAUGUAUAUUGCUACUGGACUGUUCUGGAUCACUGGAAUUGUGGCUAUAAUAGUCAGCUUUUUGACUCCACCACCUUCAGCGGAACAAAUUCGUACAACUACAUUUUGGUCUACAAAAAAGAGAAUUGUGAAAGAAAGCACAUUAACAAGCACAUAUGAAGCACAAGAGAAGAAUGUGUUAAAAUACGGUGUAAUGGUAUCUUCAAAUGGGAAAUCUGAAGAAAAUGUUAAAAAUGACCAGCCUGAAAAUGUCAAUCUUCUAAUUACUUCCAGAGAUGACAACAAUCCAGUGAUUUCUUUUAACACUGAAGUUGAAACACCAGUUGAUUGUUACUCUAAUGGGCAGGCAGCUCUUAUGGGUAACAAGAAGAGUGAAGAGGAGAUUGGGAGCAGUGACAAAGACUGGAAGUUUAUAGAUUGGUUCUGUGGCUUAAAAAGCAAAAAUGAGAACAAUACGGUCAUCCAAGAUAAGAGGGAAGAAGAGACUAUUUGUCUACAAAUGCUGGAAGAGACUCCAAAAGUUAAAUUAUUACUCAAUGUUGGAUUAUUUUGUGUGUGUUUUCUUGGAAUAUUCAUGUUCGUUUAUUUUUCUUUGUGAACAGUUUUUUAAGAGUGUGGCCUGACAUUCAAAAAACAGACAAACAGGUCCUUGAAGAAAUAUAUAAUUAUGCGUGUUAUAUGUCUCAUAUCUCAGGCUUCCUUUGCAUUAUUGUUUUCAACCAGCUUGAAAAUCAUUACAAAUCCUAUAGCUUAGCGUUUCUAUUUCAGUGCAGAAUGGGGAUUUUAUUCAGUACCAAAAGUUGAAUUUCAAUAUAUCAAAGUAAGAAAUUCGUUUAUUAAAAUAAAAUAAUUACAAUCAUUUGCAAAUGGUCAAGGUGAAACUAGUGUUAAUGUUGGCACUAACACUUCAAAUAUUGGUAAAUUACACAUAUACAGUUAUGAGUCAUCUUAAUAAUUUCUGAUUAUUUUCCUUUUACCCAGUACUCAAAACAUUGUUUUUGACUAGGUUCCCAACAAAUAUCUAAGUAUUAAAACUGAAUUACACAACAAUAAUUCAUAUCAUCUAAAAUUAUUAUGCACCACUGAGUACAAUACUUCCCUUUCUCCAUUCACUAGAUGAAGUAUUUAUCAAUAAUAGCAAGUUUGAAAAAGAAUUCAAAUUAUGCAGAAAAAAAUGGUCCAGUUUACAUCUCCCUAGUUGAUAUUCUGCAUAUUGAUUUAAGUCUCCUUUGCAAAUUAUGCUAUUUGGUGUUACAGUUCAAAUUACUUGGAGACAAAAUGGCAGUCUAAAUGGUGGUAAGACCCCCCCGCAAAUAACCCCCCAAGUAUUUUCAAUUAAAAAUACUUCUUGGGUAUGUUGGGAUAUUUUCCUAAAAUUGAAUUUACACAUUAACAUUGUAGGAUUACAGUGAUUCCUCCAACCUCUUGCAGAAUGAAAAGCAAAAAACAACAACAAUCCUCUAGCAUCUUCUUUGUGAAACCACCCUUGUGAAAUCUUUUUCACAGUGUAAAAAAAAAAAGUCACUGUGAAAUAAGCAAUUUUGUACAAAAGACUUUUUUUAAACUCCUCCUUUUCCAGGUUUGGAAUUUAGUGACAUCAGUCCCCCCCCCAAUCUUUCCAAGAACUCAGAUGGGGGCUUAUGUUCUUCUCAGCCACCAUCAGUGUUCCCUCCAGUGUUCCAACCCUCUCCCCAUGCAUAAGCCAAACAAGCCCUGGGUUGGGUUUUUGUUUUUGUUUUAAUUUGCCUAGACUAAAACAGUGGAAACAUCAUAUUUUAAUUUGGGCUCAGAUAAUGGAAAGUCAGCUGUUCUGUGCUUGGAAGAAUCUCCUGUUCUGAGGCUGUAGUUAUAGCAAAGGCAGAAAAAUUACUCUUAACCUCUUCCCUAUGUCAUGCCAAUUUUUAAUACCCAGUUUGAAAUGGCUGCGUGAGGAGUAAUAGAUGCACUCUCCAUUACAGUGCUGGCAUUCACAGCAUCUAUAGGAUGACUGAAAUGGCAGGGCCAAUGGAAGCAGGAACUGGCAGACAUAAAUAAACUUACGACUUUGGACAAAAAUCUAUCCCAUUCUAUAGUAUCAUUCAUAACUGGCUAGAGGGAAUUUGUCCUUUGUUUAGAAUUGAGCUCACCUCUGCAGUUUUGCAACAAAAUGCAUUCUUGCACUUCAAAGUGGUAAAGUUGUGCCCCAUCAGAUGCUUUGUACUUCUCUUGCUCCCUGGCCUUUGGUCAUGCUAUCUGCAGCUGAUGGAAAUUCAAAUAUUCCAAUAUUGGAGGACCAUAGGUUCUGACUGUAAUCGGAACUGCAGACCUGAAGCAUCUAAUGCAAAAAUACAUUUACUUUCUUUUCUUUUUUAUCUGUACCUUAGAACAGAUUGAGAUUGCAAUGACUAUUGUAACAGCAUAUGAUAAGGUAACCAAAAAUUGACUUGACUCAUUGGCAAUAGCAUAUUGAGUCAUUUUGCUUUAGAAUUUUUCCCACAAGGUCGGUGAAAAAAUGUCAUUUAUUACUGAAUAAUAAAUGACAUUAUUAUGGCAUUAAGUGACAUUUAUUACUGAAUGAUGGAAUUAAUAUGAAAAAUCUAAAGACAUUAAAUUGUGGUUUCACUCUUGAUCACGUGAUAUAAUUUUAAAAGCAGUGUAUGUAUUUUGUAAAUACUGUAGCAAGAUUAUGUUUUUAUUGGCUUCUACCAUGAAUUGAGCUGCUUUCUGUACAGAACCAAAAAGCCUUUUCAAGGCAUGUGUAAUAAAUACUUCUUUGAUGCUAAAAAAAAAUGCUUUAGAGCAGGUAGUGGGAUAUUUUGGUGCCUCACAAACUCAAAUGCAUAUUUUCCUGGCUAUAGCUGCUUUAUAAGCCCAGAAGAAAGUACAGUUUCUUUAAGGAGGUAUUGACCGAUGUGACAUGUAUACUCAUGCUGGCUCCAAAGUUCCUUUUUGGCUUCAGAUCUGAAGUAGUGCACAUCUUUGCCUUCCAUGACUAGAGACCCCAGAUGAUGCUAGUGAUGAAAGGUGGAUUGCUCCUGAGGUAAGGUAGCAUUGCUCUUUCUAGUACUCCAGUACUCAGUAUAUUGAAUGAGUUGCUAGCAUUGACAUGCAGAUUGGCUAGCUCAGGAAUCUAUUUCCCUCCCAUUCCCUCCCAAGGUAUUUCCCUCAAAAUACCUUGAAUAGCCUUACAUUAAAAUAGCAGUGUCCAAUACUCUCACUGUCUUAAUCUUAAAUAAUUUAGUAUGUGUGUGGUAUUAUGAAUACUUAUGGCAGAGUUAAUUCUGAGUCUAUUUGAAAUUGGACCAAUUAACCAGUAAGGGAAAUUUUGCCACAUUUUAAAAAUGUAUGGAUUAAUAUUUGAGAAUUCCAGUUACAUUCCCUUUGCUACUUUAUAUAGUUUAGACUAUAUGAAUGCUAUUCAUACGUUUAGUUUUUUUGUUACGGGCUUUUGUUUGAUUGACAAAAUGGAGAUCCUGAAUAAUGUGUCUCUGCCUUUUGAAUAAGAUUCAGUGUAGUACAGGCAGUCCUUGACUCAUGAUCAUAAUCAGACCACCAUUACAGUCAUAAGUCAUGCUGAUCAUUAACCAGAUCAUCAUAUAACUGACCUGAUUUUACAACAUUUCCUGCAGCAGUUAUUAAGCGAAUUACAAUGGUCAUUAAGCACAUCUGCCACUGUUCAGCAAAUGCUGCGAUCAUUAAUCAACCCAUUGUCUACAACAGGCAUUUUUGCUGGAAAACAGAAGUAAACCUUGGUUUCUGGCAAAAUACAUAAGUUGAGGACCCUGCAGCAAAUGAGUCUAGAAUACAUCAUGCCAUCUCUCUGGGAACAAUAGUUCCCACAGAGGAACUAAUAGUUCCCACUUUGGAAUUAACAGAGAGCAAACAAGCUAUUUGAAUACACUGUGUGCACAAUUAUUGGAAUACAGUAUGUAGUGAAUGAUAUUGUGCUUAUUUAUUGAAAUCUCUUAAAACUUGAAUUGGAACCAGUUUGCAGACAUUUUUAAAAAAUGGUUAUAUAGGACAGAUGGAUGCCGUAGUAAUCAAAUGGGUAAAAGCCAGUUUUUCCAUUUUAAAACAUUUGAGGGGUGGGUGGGUUAUAGUGCAAUAAUCUUUCUAAAGGUACAACCAAUGAUUUUUAUCACCCCUUCCACCUGUAAAAUCAGUGCUACCAGUACUACUUGAUGAUUAACUCUUGAGCUUCUGCUGUGAUGCAGAACAGGAUUUUGGGGCUAUAUGUACCGUGUUUCCCCGAAAAUAGGAAAUGUCCUUAAAAUAAGGCCAAGACUGAUUUUUGGGGUGGGCGUAAAUAUACGCCCUCCCCCGAAAAUAAGCCCUCCAGCAAGUGCAGCCGUUUUUGCCAUGAAUUGCGGCCACUUCUGCUCAGGAGGCCAAGCAAUGUGCCCCAUGUGCCUCGCGGCGGCCUUCCGAAGGAUACUGUAACAACAGCUAUCCAUAAUUUUUUUACCCUUAUUUCGUCCCGACUGUACUGGGCCACGUGGGUCAGGAUGAAAUAAGGGUUAACAAAUUGUGGAUAGCUGCUGCUAUGGUACCCUUUGGAAGACUGGCGCGAGUCUCCUGCUGCAGAAGUGGCUGCGCCUGAGAAGCGCUUUUGGGAGAGAAGGCAAAGGGGAAGCGAUCCCUUGCAAACUCCUGCCAUGCCUGGCAAGAGGGGGAGAAGAGAUGGCAAGAAGAGCGAGCUCUGUCUCGCUCCAUGCCUCUCGCUUCUCCCCCGCCCUACCUGCCAUCCCCCUCGACAAAGAGAUAGCGGGAAAGGGCAGAAGCCAGGCUGCUGUUACCAUUGGGGUGCGAGUUCAAUCAAACUUUUCGAACUUGCAAGAAGUUUGAUUUUAUCCUACGUGUUUGCCUGCAAACAACAGCAAGACACGCGACAGAGCUGAAAGGCAGGUAAGACGCGCGUCUCGUGUCUCCCCGGCCCCUGGCAAGGGGGGGGGAGAAGAGACGGCAAGACACAUCUUCUCCCCCGCCCCACAUGCCACCCCCCUCAAUAAAGAGCCAGGUGCUGUGGAAAAGGGAGCAGGGUGGGCGCAGGCUUUGGGCGUCUGGGGCUGCUGGGGGUUGCCCGGUAGAGAGAUGGGAGUGGGGCGGGAGUUUGCAGGCGAGGGGGAUGGAUAGGAAGCAGGCAAGUGCCCAGCGAACAGGUGAUGAGCAGUUGUGUUGCGCUGCCACAGCAGCGCAACACAGCAGAAGCCAUGAGGUGGCCACGCUUGCUGUCUCCUCCACCCCCAAAAUAAUAAGACCCCCCGAUAAUAAGGCCAAGCCCUUAUUUCGGGGUUCAAAAAAAAUAUAAGACAGGGUCUUAUUUUCGGGGAAACAUGGUAGCUACAGUAUAGGUUGUUUAUAGGUUGUUUACCUUUGGUUAAAUUGUUAAGUGGGCAGUCAGGCCACAAUUUAAUAUUUUGUUUUGUUAAUAAGGGUUGAUUGAAGUAGACUGCAGUCCUUCAAGUUUCUACUUAACAUAGAAAUAUGGUAUCCUCUUAUUGUUUGUGGGGGUUUGCUAACGAGUGUGACAUUUUGGAACGCUUUUAUUGGUUGCCAUGGUCUAAGAUGGUUGUCUAUACUGGGCUGCAUAAUGUUCUAGAAUGUGACAACCCUGUUUUUGUUAUUUGUUUGUAGUAGACAAAAAUCUAAGUGUUACUUCUAGUUUAAUUCUUUUAUAAGUAUAAGAAUCAUAUUUUAACUGAAGUUUCUAUAUUCCUUUAUUCUUACUACUGAACAUUUCUUUUAUAUAAUUCUUCAAAUUAAGAAAGUAAAUGUGUAAUAGCUUGUUAUAGUGCCUUUUAGUAGCAAAGUAUAACCUUGUCAGGUUGCCACAUCUCAUUGUGAUGAAAACAUUUAUUUUUUGCUGACUUCACAUUUCUAUCUAUGCCAUAAAGGAGCACAUAUAUUUUUCUAAGUAGAACUGUAAGUCUAGUCUUGAAGAUGAAUUAAAAAGUAAAUCAUAGCCUACAUUGAUUGUUAAUGGCCAUUCAGUAUUUAUUUUUACAUUAACAGAAGGCAUAGUAUGUACAACACUCUUAAAAAUUAGGGAUGUGUAGCAUUUUAAUAAAGAUGAACAAUCCUAAACUUCUAAUACCACUGCAAAAUCAGUUCUAAUAAAUAACACUAAAUAGGAUUCCAACUUGGAUGAUCAUUUUGACUGCCCUGGAAAUUUUUUUACAUUCCAUGAAUAAGUGUUUGUUGGUCUUCUGAUUAGCAGCGUAGACUCUCUAGCUAAUAACGAUCCUUCUAUUUUGCGGUUUAGUGUACAAUUUCUGAUGGUACUCAAACAAAAAUGCAAAUUUCCCAUGGAUCUGCUUUACUUCUUAACAUCUAAGCAAUUGUCCAGUGUGUGUAAUAGUUUAGAUUUGCCUUCCUCAGUCACGGAGCUGCUGUCUAAUACUGGAAUUCUGGUAACUGUUGUCUAGAACAUCUGGAGAAUUCUGGUUUAGUCUACAUGCAGGAAUGUACAAAAAUUUCUCUUAAUGGAUCCAGCCAGUUGCAUGGGAUUCCCCCCCCCCCCCCCGAAUUUUUGUUACUUAUUGUCUUGUAUAUUAUCAUAGCAGUUGUUCAAGAAUACCUUUUUAAGAAAUAUAAUGGGCUUUUAAUUUGUAUAUUUAACUGUACGGAAAGAUGUAUGAGGGCUUUAUUUUUCUACUAUAUUCAGGGACAUCAUAGCUUCUAUUCUGGAAAAUAUUUUAUUCUCUUUUUUUGCCAAAGUUGUCCUUCCAUCCCAUUUCGCUGCUUUGCUAUACAAAUACAAAAGAAGAUGGUAAACUGACUGCUUCACUUUUCUUUCUAUCAUUUUAAUCUAGUAUUUUAGUGUCCUUGCACCUCAAAAAUCAGAUCUAUUGAAUAAUAUUUUCCUAAAUGGAAAAAAGAAGGGUGUGGGCUGUAGGCUGUCAAGUUCUAAUAAACAGGGGUGUUAAACUCGAUUUCAUUGAGGGCCGCAUCAGGGUUGUAUUUGACCUUGGGGUUGCCAGGGUGGGCGUGACGAGCUCGAUGUCACUCGUGUCGAGGGCCCCUCUGGUGACCUGAGUGCUCUGCCAGCGAAAACGGGCUCCUGAGCUCCGUUUUUGGCUGUGACGGCUUCUUGCAAUCCUCUGCCAGCUCAGGGGGAUGCCUCCCGAGCUCCGUUUUCUCUGGCAGAGGCACCGUGAGCCAGUCCUUUGCUGUUAACAAGGCAGCCCCGCGGGCCAGAUCUAAGCACUCGGGGGGAAGAUCUGGCCCUCAGGCCUUGAGUUUAAAACCCCUGUAAUAACUAUACUUGUCAAAAAACAAUGAUUUAGUAGCAUACCUUUAUUUUAAAUUAUUAACCUAAGGUAAAUUAUUAUGUUUUGUAGGCAUUGUCUACAAGAGAGACUCUUCCCUCCCCCAAAAACUGCAUACUGAAUUCAUAAAUUUAGUUUUUUAAGGAAAAUUUUAAAUUAUGUAUUUGAAAUUAGGAACUUAAUUGUUCGGUAUACUGUGUAUUCUGUGCCCUUAACGUUUUUAAAAUAAAGCUAGUAUUAUUAUAUGUGAUGUUAUGAAUUAAAGGUGAGUAAAGUACUUAAAACUUUUUCAAGAAAAGUGUAUAAUUCACUGGUGUUUAAAUGUAUUUUUGUUAGCUUUAGAAUAGUUGAAAUGUAAGUACAUAUAAUUAAGGGUCCUUAUUUCACAGUGUUUUUUUAACCUUGCUUACAAAAUAGCACACUCAUAGGUAUACACACACAGAAACAGACACACACGCACACACCACAUAACUCUUUCUGGAAAUGUUUUGUUUUUUAAAAAAUACUUCAUUUUUGUUCUGAUUUUGUGUAAAAUGUUCCAUAGUGCUCUAAUGCACUAUGUAAGAUUCUUCAUGGGCAAAGUCAGGUACUGAGCAAUGACGGCAAUGACAUAAGACAGUCAUUGUUUACAAACACAUACGAAAGUGUUCAUGAACACAUGCUUUUAAAUGAGGUGGUUAUAAAAAUAGUUGCUGUGCAAAAAAAACCCUAGUAGUCUUCUUCAAGAAGAAAGCAAGUUCUUUUAUUAAGUAAAUACCUUUUUCUUCAUCCUUUAAGUUUUAAAUACAGUGUCAGUGUGAUGCUAAUUUUUCUUUCACCUUUGGAUAUAUAAGUAUACUUUUUUAAAAAAUGUUUGGUAUCUUGUUUUUGUUGCUGUUGUAUUUUCUACAAUGUGUGUAAAUUAGAAGUCAAUAGUUUUUUAAAACAUUUCACAGAGCAAAAAAAUAAAAUGGUAAUGUGCAACAUAUCAAGUGUUUAACCUUUAGGGGAAAAUGAACCAACUAAGCAUAAAUAUGUAUAAACUUCUAGAUGUCUUAAAUAUAAAAUCUUAAAUGCCCAUGAUCUGUCGCUAAAAGAUAUGUUAUUCAAUGAAGUAGAAUCAUUACAGUAGGAAUAUAGAUCUAGAAAUAUUAAGGAAAUGAAUAUUUCUUGAUGGAGCAUUGCUAUGAUCUUUACCACAGUUUGUCAUGGAAUGAAUGGCUUAAGUAUAGAACAUUGUCAAUAUGAUAUUGAAGAAAACUGUUGAAGAACUCUGUUACGCUAGUUGUAUGUAUAUUGAUUGUUGUAUACUGUAUCUGUAUUUUUGCCUCCUGAAUUAGUCUUCAACAUGAAACUCUUAUUAGAGUAUUUGUAUAAUUAAAACUGUAUUUCUUGCAGUUUACAUUUUUUGAAUAUAGAAUUUUGUCCUGUCCAAGUUACUGUGUGGAAAUGUUUAAAACUUAUGUACAAAGUUUAAAUAAAAAGUACAAAGAUGCAAGUAUUUCUGAAAUGAUUUUAGAAGUUUAUGAAAUAAACUUAGUAGGUAAAUAUU
This is a messenger RNA of Pantherophis guttatus, 10791 nucleotides long. RefSeq names its product solute carrier family 5 member 3 (gene SLC5A3). Gene Ontology annotation, cellular component: plasma membrane. Gene Ontology annotation, molecular function: D-glucose:sodium symporter activity. Gene Ontology annotation, biological process: transmembrane transport; myo-inositol transport; inositol metabolic process. Lineage: Eukaryota; Metazoa; Chordata; Lepidosauria; Squamata; Colubridae. The record is from RefSeq and is a predicted model, not a curated record.